Molecule: messenger RNA, 3993 nt
Organism: Macrosteles quadrilineatus (aster leafhopper)
Lineage: Eukaryota; Metazoa; Arthropoda; Insecta; Hemiptera; Cicadellidae
Product: dystrobrevin beta-like
Exons: 17
Coding region: 192-2261 (689 amino acids)
Biological process (GO): synaptic signaling
Cellular component (GO): synapse; plasma membrane
Molecular function (GO): zinc ion binding
Source: RefSeq, a predicted model, not a curated record
GACAUCUGACAGGUGUUACUGUUACUGCUGGUACUUAUCUCAACAUUCUAUGGCAUUGCUAACGACCGCUUAGCUUUGAAUUUUGGGUGUGUUCGUGUGUUGUGAUAUCGCUGACAAGGAAUAAAUUUGUUGUUUUGAACAGUUACCCUGUCAUUGCAGAACCUCAUUUUAGUGAAUAAUAUCCACCAAGGAUGGGUGAUGAAAGUGGAAGCAGUACCAGAGCUGCAGAGCAAAGGUUACAAUUACUUCAAGAAAUGAGGUGCCAAAAUUUUGAUAUGAUAAGAUUUGCUUCUUACCGAACUGCGUGUAAAUUAAGAUUCAUCCAAAAGAAGUUUCACUUGCAUUCAGUUGAUAUUUGGAACGUUAUCGAAGCAUUCAGAGAAAAUGGUCUCAAUACAUUGGAGCCUCAAACUGAAGUUAAUGUUUCGAGACUUGAAAUGCUAAUUUCUAGUCUGUACCACAAUCUGAACAAGCGUCUUCCGUUAGCACAACAAGUCCAUGUGGAAUCUCUCACUAGUCUGUUGUUAAACUGGCUACUCUCUGCAUAUGCCAUUGAAACUCUCGGAAGAAUUAGAGUAUUCUCAAUUAAAGUGGCGUUGGCUACCAUGUGUGCGGGGAAGUUGAUGGAUAAGCUAAGAUACAUUUUCUCCCAGAUUUGUGAUGGCAAUGGACACAUGGUGGCCUGGAAGUUCUCUGAGUAUCUAAGAGAAGUUCUCUGUCUCCCAGCUGCUGUGUAUGAAUCUCCCAGCUUCAGCUUCAAUGACAACCUUGCAACUGAUAUAUUCUCUGGGAAUGGCAAAGUGACUGUGAACGACUUCAUGGACACCAUGAUGUCUGACCCAGGACCACAUUGUUUGGUUUGGUUCCCUCUACUGCAUCGGCUGACCAGCGUUGAGAGUGUUGUACACCCGACUGUGUGCGAUGCUUGCCAGAGAGAGAACUUUUCAGGGUUUCGCUAUAGAUGUCAGAAAUGUCACAGCUUUCAGAUGUGUCAGGACUGCUUCUGGAGAGGCAGAGUGUCUUCGUCCCACACAAUUGAGCAUGAAGUUAAGGAAUACACUUCUUAUAAAUCCCCAAGUAAACAGAUUGGUCAUUCACUGCGAAAAUCAUUCCGAUGUGUUCCUGAAAAAGGCAAAGCAUCACACCCACGAUUCCCAGACGAACCUGAAAAGACAAUCAACCUUUCCCAUAUUGUGCCUCCAUCUCCUCUUCCAUCCCACAAUGGGUUCCCAGAUGCGUACGGAACUUCACCCUACGAUGUUGGUUCUCUUGAUAGCAGAUCUACUGCGAGAAGUCCAGGAAAGUAUACCGGAAGCCUGGACUCGUCCCGGAUGGAUGAUGAACACAAACUGAUUGCUCGAUACGCCGCAAGACUGGCUGCUGAGUCCCGGAAUAGUCAGGGUCGCACAGCUUCUGAAGCAUCGCUGGGCCUGGACACUUCUCGAGCACAGAGAGAGCUCAUUACCCAGCUGGAGGCCAAGAACAGAGAGAUCAUGAGGGAGAUUGCACGACUGCGCAGGCAACAAGAGCUGGAGGUGGGACUAGAGGAGAACCCAGCACUGAUGUCUGAGCUGCGAGCUCUGAGGCAACGUAAGGAUGAGCUGGAGACUCAUCUCACAUCACUGCAGGACUCUCGCAGACAUCUCAUGGUGCAGCUAGAGGGACUCAUGAAACUACUCAAGAACCACCAAGCGUCGCCCAGGUCUACCCCCAACUCAUCGCCCCGCUCCACCAAGUCUCCCCCACCAUCCUCCAGGUCAGCUCCCCCCACCCCUGGCUCUGUCAUGUCGGGAGCAGAACCACCGUCUCUUACCAAUGAUGUGCGCUCUGCAUUCGGCGGCUCAGCUUCUUUACUGGGAUCAUCCAACAACUGCCUGGCAGGAGGAGGUGGCAGUGACGGAGGUAACCGUAGCCUCAGAAGUGACUUGCUGGUGGCCGCGGACUCUGUCACUUGCGCCAUGUCUACUCUCGUCCGAGAACUCAAUUCUGAAGGAUCAGACCAAGAAGAUAAUCAAGACCAAGGAAACAUAAGGAAACCCCUAGAAUUGGACGGACAAGUGGUGGAAGACAGAUGGGGGGCUGAGCUUUGCAGUAGAUAUGACCAGGAGGCUCAGUUCUUGAACAACAGAUCCGAGUUUGAUAAUAUGAAUGACUAUGGGAAUGACUCCAACCAUCUCCAGCAGAACCAGGGUAGAAUGAGAGAUGGGGAAGAGAAUGGUGAACUCGAUGAAAUGCUACAAAUGAAUGGAAGAAGACGAUAAUUUCUUUACCGUAAAUUGAAUUCAUACCAUAUUACCAUAAUCAAUUCUAUUGCCAUGUACAUAUGCUUUUUAUGUAUCUAUAUAGUUUUGAAUUGUAUAUUACAAUGCAAAUACUUCUUGUACAUUAAUUAGUUCCUAUUGUUAUACAAUUUAUCUACCAAAGAUUCGGAUUGUAAGGGUUAUGAUCAAACUUAUUUUAAGUUUUUGUACACCUGUUCUUUAGGGCCUGUUUGUUAUUUUUUACAUUGUUUGUUAAUUUACUAUGACAUAUCUAUGCUAACGCGUCUUUUAGUUAUUUAUUUUUAAACUUUACUUUUAUGGUGGUUUUAUCAUUUUGUUUUCAAAGAAGUUGAUUUUUGUGUUGACCAUAUGGGAGCGUGUAAUAAAAUAGGUUCAAUGAAAUCACUGAAUAAUCCCUUUAGCUCAAAUGGUUGGGUUGACAAAGCAUUCUUAUCAUGCAUCUUUUUUAUUUUCCCAAGGUGGAAAAUCCCAAUAACAACACCCCUGCCGCAGCAAACCUACAGACUAAGCGAAUUUCCAUUCACCUGGCUGGAUUUCCACUAAAAUCUUCACUUGAGAUUGUCAGUUUUAUUUUAUUUUUGAAUAACAUUAAUUUUUAAUGAGUAAUUAGUUUUGCUGCUACAAGGGAAGGUAGGCUAAUAAGAUGUUUUUUUAAUGUUGAUAGCUUUUUUUCUCAAGACGCUAGGCACGAGCCUGGAAUUGUUUUUCACAUUACUUCAGGCUAGACCUAGAAGUUGCGGCAUUAUCACUUGGAUAAAAUCAAUUGAUGACUUGGCGGGAUUUGAACCUGGGACUUCAGAGACCGAAGUGAACAGUUUAUUUAUCCUCCAUAAGAAUAACGAGGGAAUUUUUAAUUAUUUUAUUUUAUUCUUUUAGCAACCGUUAGGCAUACAACGGCUUCAAUAUACAAGACUAAAAUAUUAUUAUAAUUUUUUUUUGUUUUGAUUUACUUAAUAGUUAUAGUAAAAUUUGAUGUUAUGGGGGUAAAGAAUGGGGAAAACCAAUUUCCACCACAUAAUGAAUUAUGAAACGUUUGGCAAAUAUGCUCUAACGUACAAUUAAUUUCAACAGGAAAAGUUAUAUAUUUUUUAAGUGUCUCUCUACACAUUACCUGUUUUCAUUUCGUACAAAUUAUUAUGUAUCAGAUACCACUGUAUCUGUUGAUGUUUUAAUGUUUAAGUUUGUUUAAAAAGUUAAAAAGUAUUUUUACUAUGACAAAUAUUACCUACGAACUAGCUUAAUUUGUACAUACUUUACAUGAAUUAUAUAAGCUAAAAUACCUGUCUAAAAGUAAAUACUGUAUCUUAUAUGUAUGAUGGAUCUGUAUAAAUUGUAAGUACUUCUGUAAUGUUAUAUUUAUUUUUAAAAUAUAUUGCAAAUAUGUGUGAUUUUAGUGUUAGUGGGCUUUUAGUCAUAAUUAUGUCUAUGGACUGUCAACUUAAAUGGCGUUUAUUUCCUUGUUAUUGCUGAUAUAAACCAUGAAAUAUUUUGAACUGAAGACAUGCUAUUUAAGUUGGAUACAAAUCUAUUGUUUCAGUAAAUAGUAAUAUUUCAUGAUUUUUUUCUAGUAUGUUUGCGGCUAUAAACAAAAUGUUUUUCAUCAAGUAUGUUACAAUCAAAAUAUAUCAUGAAAAAAUCUGUUGUAGCAUUAUUAAUUAUUAAGAUGAGAAAUGAUUGUGGAAAUAUAAUAAAUUUACCUUCCUAAAAGAAA